This is a messenger RNA of Megalops cyprinoides (Indo-Pacific tarpon), 1741 nucleotides long. It is a transcript of the gene ckmt1, whose product is annotated as creatine kinase, mitochondrial 1. Gene Ontology annotation, biological process: phosphocreatine biosynthetic process. The record is from RefSeq and is a predicted model, not a curated record. Lineage: Eukaryota; Metazoa; Chordata; Actinopteri; Elopiformes; Megalopidae. The transcript is spliced from 10 exons. The coding region runs from base 297 to 1547 and encodes 416 amino acids. Gene Ontology annotation, molecular function: creatine kinase activity. Gene Ontology annotation, cellular component: mitochondrion.
GCCUGCGUGACGGAAUGUAGGCUACAUUACAAAAACAUGCGUUGUUCUGCUCCUGAAUGAGGGUACCUAAAUCUCAGACUGCUUGAUCCUCGGGGGAAGGUUGAAUUUACGUAAAACAAGUUAGACUAAUUACCUAGUCAAUACCGCUGUUUGGACUGCCGCAAAGAAAUCCUGUGCGUUGUAACGUUCUACCUGGCUAAUUAUUUCGGUAUCAGCGUUGGACGGAUACAAUACCCCUACAGCACACCUUUAGCGGCAUCAUCCCGGCUUCCUGACUCUCGGACCGUGAAAAUAAGAUGGCAAGCACUUUCUCCAGGAUUUUGUCCUCAAAAAGAAGCAUCGGUAUCCUGUCGCUGGUCGGAGCAGGAUCCUUAACGACGGGGUUCUUUCUGAACAGGGAGUAUGUCAGCGCCGGAUCUCUUGUAAAGAGACAGUACCCCGCCAGCGCGGAGUACCCGGAUUUACGAAAACACAACAACUGCAUGGCCAGCCACCUCACCCCUGCUUUGUACGCCAAGAUGUGUAACAAGUCCACGCCCAAUGGCUUCACCCUCGACGAAGCGAUCCAGACCGGAGUGGACAACCCCGGGCACCCAUUCAUAAAGACUGUGGGAAUGGUGGCAGGGGAUGAGGAGUCAUAUGAGGUGUUUGCUGAUCUCUUUGACCCUGUCAUCAAGGAAAGACAUAAUGGUUAUGAUCCCAAGGCGAGGACACACCCCACUGACCUGGAUGCAAGAAAGAUCCGGGGGGGACAGUUCGACGAGCGCUACGUGCUGUCGUCCCGCGUGCGGACGGGCCGCAGCAUCCGCGGGCUGAGCCUGCCGCCGGCCUGCACGCGCGCCGAGCGCAGGGAGGUGGAGCGCGUGGUGGCGGACGCCCUCAACGGCCUGGAGGGAGAGCUGAAGGGCCAGUACUACAGCCUCACCCAGAUGACCGAGCAGCAGCAGCAGCAGCUCAUUGACGAUCACUUCCUCUUUGACAAGCCAGUUUCUCCUCUUCUGACCUGCGCUGGGAUGGCGCGGGACUGGCCAGAUGCACGCGGAAUCUGGCACAACAAUGAGAAGACCUUCCUGGUGUGGAUCAAUGAGGAGGACCACACCCGGGUCAUCUCUAUGGAGAAGGGGGGCAACAUGAAGAGAGUGUUUGAGCGCUUUUGUUUUGGACUCAAAGAGGUGGAGCGCUUGAUCAUGGAGAAGGGAUGGGAGUUCAUGUGGAACGAGAGGCUGGGCUACAUUCUUACCUGCCCCUCCAACCUGGGCACGGGGCUGAGGGCCGGCGUCCACAUCAAACUGCCCCGCCUCAGCAAGGACCCCCGCUUCUCCAAGAUCCUGGACAACCUGCGUCUCCAGAAGCGAGGCACCGGCGGGGUGGACACGGCAGCAGUGGGCAGCAUCUUCGACAUCUCCAACCUGGACCGGCUGGGCAAGUCCGAGGUGGAGCUGGUUCAGACAGUGAUUGAUGGUGUGAACUACUUGAUCGACUGUGAGAAGAGGCUGGAGAGAGGUCAGGACAUCAGAAUCCCUCCUCCCAUCAGCCAGUCCAAUUAAACUGAGGUCAAACAGCCUGUUCAGCACUUCCCUCUGGCUGUAAUACUUCCAAAAUAUAUAUGCUAAAUAUAUUGAUAUAUAUAUAAAUAUACAUAUAUCUAAACAAAGCACUCUGCAUCUGUAAAGCACUGACAUAAUGGAAAUAAUGAGAAGAAAUAUGAAAUAAUAUACUCAAUAAACUCUGCUCUAACCCA